AUGAACUCGCGAAAUUUGCGACGAUUGGCUGGUGAUCACGCGGCUCUACACAACCAUCCAUUACCGCCGAAUUAUCUCUUCGACCCGACAUCGACAUCAGACUCGGAGCUCACUUCGCUGGAUAUACUGCUAGCGGGUCCACGCGCGACACCCUACGAAACCGGCGUCUUCAAACUUCAUCUCACUAUCCCUACCACGUACCCCCAUGAACCUCCCAAAGCAUAUUUUCGCACAAAGAUUUUCCAUCCGAAUGUCGACGAUGGGACGGGAGCUGUGUGUGUGGAAACGCUGAAACGGGAUUGGGAUGCAAAGUUGACGUUGAGAGACGUUUUGGUGACGAUAUGCUGUUUGUUGGUUCAGCCCAAUGCGAGCAGUGCGUUGAAUGCUGAGGCGGGAAUGUUCUUGGAGCAAGGGGACUGGAGUCAAUUUGAGAGGAGAGCGAGGAUGAUGACGAGGUUGCAGGCAGGUGUGCCGAAACAUCUCAAGGAGGCUGUUCUGGAAGCUCAGAGGAGGGGCGAGGAGAGUGAAGACUUGGUGCGAAAGGACUCGGCGUUGAAUAUGGGAGAGGCGAGUAGGACGAGGAGGAGAGGGACGCCUUUGCCCAGAGAGAUGGUCGAGACUUCGGUUGAAGGUGGAAGGAAGACAACAAGAGAUGUUACGCCGCCGCCGCCUCCGCCUACUCGAGCGCCUGCGACAUCACGUCCUUUCGUGCGCCAAUCUGCCAGAGAUGAUGUGUUUGGCGCGGUGCGUCUGCCCAUGCCACACGGGACACCUAUCAUGUCGGAUGACUCGUCUGAACUUCUACCUACGAAUCAAGGUAAUGGUUUCACAAGAUCUCCAGCCAUGCAACCAAUUCCCCGACUGUCACCUCGCCGACAAGGCCCUCCAGCACCACUACGGGACCUCUAUAUGACAGAGUCCGAAGCCGAAUACCCACCCUCACCAAAAAAGAGUCCUCAAAAGCAAACCCGAGAUGCCAGCAAUGCCAGCGUAGAAUACCCGCCCUCACCACGGAAAAGUCCCCAGAAGAAAGACUUUGAUACCCUUUUCCAGCAGCCUCCCAGGCCGGGACCCAACAGAGCCGAAAGUAGCCGCACAGGCGCAGCGAGACGACUGCAAUUCAGUGCAGCACAAACACAAUCCCAAACUACACCAACCAUCCUCGACUCGUCAUCUCUGCUGGAACCCAAUGUCACUUUUGACCUUGCAAACGAUACCGAGCCAGACACCUCUGAGAUCGAAGCCUCCUUUGAAAUGCCAAAACGCAGGUCUGCAAUUGCUGCAAACAAAAAGCUCGCACAAGCUACCCAAGCAGCGCGCACUUUACGACGAAAACCUAAAAUGGUGGUCUCCCAAGCUUCAACACCUGUCACCAUUCCUGCUCCUCGACUGGCAAAACCUCGCAAGUUGACGCCUGUGACGAGGAGGACUACACCACAGCGACCCUUGUCUCCGCCGAGUUCUUCUUUUGUGGCUUUGCCUUCUGCGGAGAAGGAGGAUAGGAGUGUGAUCGUUGCACCAGUGGAAGCUUUGCAGGAUAAGAUCCGAAAGUCUGAUACACAGGUGCGAAAUGAGAGGUUGGAAAAAAAGUUGUGGAGGCUUUGUGGUGGGGAUGUUGCAAGGUGGAAUAGAGGUGACUUUGGAGGCCACUUUGAGGUCAAGGGAGCCAGAUGGUGA
Aureobasidium uvarum is the source of this 1677-nucleotide messenger RNA. Lineage: Eukaryota; Fungi; Ascomycota; Dothideomycetes; Dothideales; Saccotheciaceae. The record is from the annotation of a GenBank genome assembly.